Messenger RNA from Phalaenopsis equestris, 1312 nucleotides. RefSeq names its product ACT domain-containing protein ACR8-like. The coding region runs from base 158 to 1312 and encodes 384 amino acids. The transcript has 5 exons. NCBI's taxonomy places the organism in Eukaryota, Viridiplantae, Streptophyta, Magnoliopsida, Asparagales, Orchidaceae. The record is from RefSeq and is a predicted model, not a curated record.
GCGCGUAGGGAUGUCCCCAAUGCACCCCGACGCCAUGUGAACGUCCGAUCCGCGCGUCCACGUUGUAGACGGACUUUAAAUACGAGAAAAGAAUCCUCUCCGAAGCCUACCACCCGCUUCGGGACUUUCUCACCUGAGCAACGAGAGAAACAGAGGGAUGGCUUGGCCCAAGUCUCUUGACGAGUACGAGAAGCUGGUGAUUCGGAUGAACACUCCAAGGGUCGUUAUUGACAAUGCAGUUUGCCCCACCGCGACUCUGGUGAAGGUUGAUAGCCCGAGAAAGGAUGGGAUUCUUCUUGAAGCAGUGCAGGUGCUGGCUGACCUUGAUCUUUCGAUCCAGAAGGCGUACAUCUCAUCCGAUGGCCGGUGGUUCAUGGACGUCUUCCAUGUCACUGAUCGUCAUGGCCAGAAGCUCACAGACGAAAGUGUCAUAUCGUACAUUGAACGAUCCCUAAGUUCAGCCGGCGACGAAGCGGGCCCCGGAUCCUGUGGUCUGGAGGCCCUCACAACCCUAGAGCUCAUCGGCACUGACCGCCCGGGGCUCCUCUCUGAGGUCAUCGCCGUCCUCGCUGACCUUCGCUGCAGUGUGGUCGAAGCCAAGCUCUGGACUCACAAGGGACGAAUCGCAGCACUACUUUUCGUCAAGGAUGAGGACUCCGGAUCUCUGAUUGAGGACUCCGACAAGAUCCGCCGAAUCGAAGUCCGCCUCCGUAACGUUGUUCGCGGUGCUACCACCGCUCUCUCAUCGUCCUCCACCGAGGCAGCCGGAGGAACCCGCGCUGAUCGCCGUUUACAUCAGAUGAUGUUCGCCGAUCGCGACUACGAACUUCGUGGCGGUGGCGGCCAGCCCUCUGUCUCCGUCCAGAACUGGACAGAGCGGGGCUACUCAAUAGUCAAUGUACAGUGUUCCGACCGACCCAAACUUCUUUUCGACGUCGUUUGCACUCUCACCGACAUGAAGUACGUUGUCUUCCACGGAAUCAUCGACACCACCGGCGAUAAAGCCUAUCAAGAAUUCUACAUUCGUCAUUCGGACGGCAGCCCGAUUAGCUCCGAAGCCGAGCGGCAGCGAGUGAUCCAAUGCCUGCAAGCAGCCAUCGACCGCAGAGCAUCCGAGGGUUUGAGAUUGGAGCUGUGCGUAGCGGAUCCAGAUCGAAGGUUGCUAGCUAAGGCGACAAGGGUUUUUAGAGAAAAUGGGCUAUCCGUAACGAGAGCAGAGAUGUCUACGAAGGGGGAGAUGGCUGUGAAUGUCUUCUACGUGACGGACGCCGGCGGCCACCCAGCCGACCGGAAGACUAUCGCAACUUGGUGA